AUAAGACCUCACAACCAACCUUCGAUAAAAACAGAAAAUUAGGGUUUUCAGUUCCGAGUCUCCACAGGGGGGUGGUGGGGUUGGAUUUAUCGUCGAUUCUGAGCCGUUAGAUCAGAUUGAGAGAUUACGAUGACAGGCAAGGCGAAGCCGAAGAAGCACACGGCGAAGGAGAUUGCCUCGAAGGUCGACGCGGCGACCACGAACCGAGGAGGUGGAAAAGCCGGUCUUGCCGACCGAUCGGGUCACGAGAAGGGUGGACACGCGAAGUAUGAGUGCCCGCACUGCAAGGUCACCGCGCCGGACUUGAAAUCAAUGCAGAUUCACCACGAUGCUCGCCAUCCCAAGAUCCCUUUUGAGGAAGAAAAGCUCGUCAACCUCCAUUCCACCCAUGUGGCUGAAUCUUCUAAGCCCCGCCCUGGUGUUCGUGGAAGCUUCAAGAAGUGAUUUUUUUUUCUUCUUGUUCUUUUUUUUUUUUUUUUGGGUUCUUGAUCUCUAGGCCCAUAUGGUUUUGGGCUUUUUUUUUUUUUUUUUUUGUUUAUUUUGGGGUAUUGGGGUUAUGUAUUGUUGUUCUAUGAUAAAUGGGUAAAGGGGGUUUUGGAUGGAAUCUAAUCUAAUCUGCCCUCUGCCCCCUUUUGGAAUUUACGGGAUGUAUAUUAGUGAUAAUGUUCUAUUAUGAUAUGAUUGUGAUGGUGAUGAUGAUGAUAUUAGAGCUGCUUAUCUUCUGAUUCUGGA
Ziziphus jujuba (common jujube) is the source of this 732-nucleotide messenger RNA. Its product is annotated as protein METHYLENE BLUE SENSITIVITY 1. NCBI's taxonomy places the organism in Eukaryota, Viridiplantae, Streptophyta, Magnoliopsida, Rosales, Rhamnaceae. The transcript has a single exon. The coding region runs from base 130 to 444 and encodes 104 amino acids. The record is from RefSeq and is a predicted model, not a curated record.